AUGCUUUCUUAUCAUAAUUUAGCCCAAAGUGAUUAUCAAAAGGAAAAGGAUAUUCCAGUUACAAAUCCCUUACACAAACCAAAACAAAACAGCCUUAAUAUCUUAACUUCUCCUGUGCCCCACCCUUUCAACACAUUGCUCCCAUCCAAUCUUCUAUAACACCAACCACUUGAUAACGAUCGACAAUCAUAGAGGUCCAAUCUCUCCCAAAAAGACCAAUCCUAUAGCUACAUCCCAAUCUUAACCAAUCCUCAUGAGCAAAUGCUGUUAGAGUAAUAGCAACAUCUGAUGGAUCAAGGUGAAGAUUUAAAAUCCCAAAACAAGAAACUGGUGUUCGAAAACAAUUCACUCAAAAAGCUGGUGGAGUAGCUCUCCUUAGAAUUGCAGUCUUUAAGGAUCCAGAAAUCUUAGGAACUAGAAAUGAAAGCUAAAAUAGACUAUUAGGAAGAAAUGAUUGUCAAACUUAAAUCGGAAGUCAGAAGAAAAGCAGAUCUUAUAUAAGAGAACUAAUUUAAGGUAAAUGAGUUGGAACGGCUGCAAAAUAAAUUAGAAGAAUAUUCGGGCUUAACUAAGAAAUAUUAAGAAUAAGUCUUAUAAAUGUAAUAACUGAAAGAAUAGGCUCAAGAUCUCAAUAGGCAAUUAAUUCAAUAUCAAAGUACAGAAAAUGAGAAUCACAACCUAAAGGAAUACAUAGAAGCAUAUAAACAAUAAAUAAGAGACAAAGAUGUUAAAAUAUAACAAUAGAGGGAGCAAUAGGAAUAAUUGUUUUCAGAUAAUAAAAAAAUGAAAUCCACUUUGGAUGUUCUUAACUUUGAGUUUAAAAAAGCACAGGAUGGUUAUAAUGAAUCCUUGCACAGAGCGACCAUUUAAAAUACAGAAUUGCAAGGAUAAUUAAGUUUACUCCAAAAAAAUUUAACUAAUCAAACUCAUCAAAUUGAAUUACAAAAAUAAUAGGUUAAAUAACUAGAACUCAAAGAAAAGGAAUUAUACACUACCAAAAAUCAAUACUUAAAAUUAGACGAAAAGUUUUAAGCCUAAACACAAUAGACCAUUAAAUGUAAUACUUAUAUCUUGAUAUUUAGAAACUAAAGAAAUUGA
Paramecium tetraurelia is the source of this 1098-nucleotide messenger RNA. RefSeq lists its product as uncharacterized. The record is from RefSeq and is a predicted model, not a curated record. NCBI's taxonomy places the organism in Eukaryota, Ciliophora, Oligohymenophorea, Peniculida, Parameciidae. The transcript has 5 exons.